This is a messenger RNA of Colletotrichum orchidophilum, 963 nucleotides long. Its product is annotated as glycosylhydrolase family 61-5. Gene Ontology annotation, biological process: carbohydrate metabolic process. Gene Ontology annotation, molecular function: cellulose binding. Gene Ontology annotation, cellular component: extracellular region. NCBI's taxonomy places the organism in Eukaryota, Fungi, Ascomycota, Sordariomycetes, Glomerellales, Glomerellaceae. The transcript is spliced from 4 exons. The record is from RefSeq and is a predicted model, not a curated record. The coding region runs from base 1 to 963 and encodes 320 amino acids.
AUGAAGACUGCUAUUAUAUCCCUGCUGGCGAUCCUAGCCAAUCGGGUUUCAGCACACGCAACCUUCCAGGAUUUGUGGAUCGACGGAGUCGAUUUCGGCGGACAAUGUGCUCGACUUCCGCUGUCCAACUCGCCCGUCCAAGACGUCACUUCUAAUGAUGUUAGAUGCAACGCCAACGGCGGCCCAGUGGCUCGCAAGUGCGUAGUGAAGGCCGGAUCGUCCGUCGUAGUUGAGAUGCAUCAGCAACCCAACGACAGAACAUGCGCCCAAGAAGCCAUCGGAGGCGCACACUAUGGGCCCGUACUCGCCUACCUAACCAAGGUCUCCGACUCUUCGACCGCCGACGGCUCGACCGGCUGGUUCAAGAUCUACCAAGACGGGUGGGCCGCCAAAGCUGGCAGCGUAAACGGCGACGGCGACAACUGGGGAUCAAAGGACAUGAACACCUGCUGCGGCAAGGUCCAGGUCAAGAUCCCGUCUGACAUCCCGGCUGGAGACUACCUCCUCCGCGCCGAGUCCAUCGCCCUGCACGCGGCCGGCUCGAGCGGUGGCGCCCAGCUGUACAUGACAUGUUUCCAGCUCACCGUCACCGGCGGAGGCAGCUCCUCACCCGGGACCGUCUCGUUCCCUGGCGCGUACAAGGCUUCUGACGCUGGCUUGCUCGUCGACAUCCACAGGGCCUUGACCACCUACGCCGUCCCGGGCCCGACUGUGUACGCGGGAGGAUCGACCAAGAGCGCCGGAGCUGCGUGUGUUGGCUGCGAGUCGACUUGCACGGCGGGAUCUGGACCUACCGGAACGGCAUCGAGCGUGCCGCUGCCGACGGCCUCUGGCGGCUUGCCCGGCUGCACUGUUGCCAAGUAUGCUCAGUGCGGCGGCGAGGGGUAUACCGGCUGCACUACUUGCGUUUCCGGUUCAACGUGCCAAGCUGUUUCAGCUCCCUACUACUACCAAUGCGGUUAA